UUGCCACUCUUCCUAUUGUUGACAUCACCACCUGUCUAUGCUGUCGAAAUUGCAAGCAUCAGUCAUCAACCAAACUAUCAGCUUCUGAAAUGUUUUGAAUAUCAGAAGAACUACUGGCUAGUUGGCCAGGCAUUCCAUACAUCAUCUGUUCAGUUUAAAGAUGAAUGUCUUCGGUUGUGUUUAUCAUCAGUGUUGCGUGGUUCAAAAUGCUUAUCCGCCAUGCACAUUCCAGGAGACGAUCAGUGUGUUAUUUCCGACCAGAAUCAACUGACCCGUCCCGAUUUAUUUGUAGAAAACGACGUGGAUCAUUCGUUUACCGUGAAUUAUUUUAGAAACACUUGUGUUGACCCCCCAUACACAGGAGGAGGUCAUGUGCAAGCUAAGCUGAAAGGAUUCAAAGGUGGGCAAGGUUUGCUCGAACUGGUGCAAGCCAGAGGUCGUAACCCACAUGUAAUGCUGAUAGUUACGGGUCUGAAAGAGGAUACAUUAUAUCAAGUGAUCUAUGCUCCUACAGUAGAGUUGGCCUCGUGCUUCAGGGCCGAAUUCCAGAAAGAACAUCUUGAAGGAAGAACUCUUCUUACAGUUAGGACAGACAGAACGGGAAUGGCAAUUCAGCCAUGGCAUGAAAUUGAUUUCCACAUUCUUGAUGAUUCAAUCUUAGGACAGACAGUGUUGUUCGUAGAAAACAACACAACAUCAGUAUUGGACUGUGGUAAACUAGAAAUCAAAGGAAACUUAACUGAUUGGGAGCAAGCCAAAAAUCGAUCAUCCAACUCCUUGUUUUCUACUUUCAUUCUCAGUUUGAUAAUAUUUUCAGCUUUAGUGUUCAACUGA
Molecule: messenger RNA, 834 nt
Organism: Auanema sp. JU1783
Lineage: Eukaryota; Metazoa; Nematoda; Chromadorea; Rhabditida; Rhabditidae
Source: the annotation of a GenBank genome assembly